Naegleria gruberi is the source of this 450-nucleotide messenger RNA. RefSeq lists its product as uncharacterized. The coding region runs from base 1 to 450 and encodes 149 amino acids. The transcript has a single exon. The record is from RefSeq and is a predicted model, not a curated record. Lineage: Eukaryota; Heterolobosea; Eutetramitea; Acrasida; Naegleriidae.
AUGAAAUACAUUCUAUUCGUGGUUGGUACUCUCCUUGUUUGCAUUAUGUCAAUGGUGAUUCAUGCCGAGAAUCCACAUGCAGGACAAGUCCAACACAUUGUUGCAUUCAGAUAUGAAGCUAAUGUGACCCAAUCUGAUAAGGAUCAAAUCAUGAAAACCUACUUCUCACUCAAGGAAAGAUGUGUCAAUCCAGAAACUCAUCAACCUUAUAUUUUGUCAUUUGAUGGUGGUUAUCCGAAUAGUCCGGAGGGUUUUGAUCAAAAGAUGGAACAAAUCUAUAUUGUCACAUUCAAGAAUGUUCAAGAUCGUGAUUAUUUCGUUGGCAGACCAUUCCAUUUCCCAUAUGAUCCACUCCAUGAUGCUUUCAAAAACUUUGUUGGACCAUUCUUGAGAAAACCAAUUGAAACUGGUCUCAUUGUUAUGGAUUUCCAAGUUUUGAAUAAACCUUAA